This is a messenger RNA of Verticillium dahliae VdLs.17, 1569 nucleotides long. Its product is annotated as AAA ATPase central domain-containing protein. The transcript is spliced from 2 exons. Gene Ontology annotation, molecular function: ATP binding; ATP hydrolysis activity. Gene Ontology annotation, biological process: protein import into peroxisome matrix. Lineage: Eukaryota; Fungi; Ascomycota; Sordariomycetes; Glomerellales; Plectosphaerellaceae. The record is from RefSeq and is a predicted model, not a curated record. The coding region runs from base 1 to 1482 and encodes 493 amino acids. Gene Ontology annotation, cellular component: peroxisomal membrane; cytosol.
AUGGAUCCAAUUGCCAACGGUCCCCUCAACGGAUCCUUCAAUGGACCACUGCCAGCCAACAUUGUCCAGCUGCGGAAACACUUUGAGCGUCUCCACGCCACAGGCGGCGAUGCUGCCGUGCGACCGACUCUCUGCGGCGCUUUGAAAUAUGCCAGCCCGUCCCAGGCGAGCACGUCGAGCUCCCCAGUCCCGCCGCCGGCGCCGACGCCGGCUCCACGAUCUGAGAAGCACAGUGAUCCCGCCACCAGGCAGUAUUUUGACCAUUCGAUGGGCACACGUAUCAACACGGAUGCCCUCAUCACCCGCUCGCUGUCUGAUGAGUACCCCAACCUUUCGGUCACGGUGGUGCCCGCGUCCAUGCUCACAGGCGAUGCCUUUGACCUCCUUUCGUUCGCUGCCCAGGGCAACGCAUCAGUCAUCCCACUUGAGGACAACAGCUCCCUGCCCGAUUCGCUCGAAUGGACAUUUUAUGUGCCCCCCUUUCGCCGGUUGAAUGGCUCGGUCGGCUUCAUCGCCGAACAAAUGCUGUACGGCCGCUUCCUUUACAAAUGGGAGGGCCAUGAAUUUAUCAUCUACUUCGUCGACGGUCGUGACGGCACCGACCCAUGGGGCGCCUCUCGAAACUGGUACAUCCUGACGCCCCAGCGUCACAACGCCGAUGCCCUCGUCAGGACCGUCAGCGCCUGGUGCUCCGAGGUGCGCAACGAGAUCCUCGUCUACGACGGCGGCUGGUGGCAGAGGUCCGCCGAGCUGUGGGACAGCGUGCAGUCGGCCAAGUGGGAAAACGUCAUUCUCGACGAGAGCAUGAAAGAGGCCCUCAUCAACGACCACCUCUCCUUCUUCAACAGCCACGACACGUACGAGAAGCUGCGCGUCCCCUGGAAGCGCGGCAUCAUCUACCACGGCCCGCCCGGCAACGGCAAGACCAUCACCAUCAAGGCCACGAUGCGCAUGCUGCAGUCCCUGUACCCCUACGUCCCGACCCUCUACGUCCGCAGCCUCGACUCGUGGAGCGGGCCGUCGGCCGCCAUCUCGCAGAUCUUCAACAAGGCCCGCGAAUUUGCGCCCUGCUACCUCGUCCUCGAGGACAUUGACACCAUCAUCACCGACGACGUGCGCAGCUACUUCCUGAACGAGGUCGAUGGGCUCAAGUCCAACGACGGCAUCUUUAUCAUUGCCAGCACGAACCACCUCGACCGCCUCGACCCGGGCAUUGCUAAACGCCCCUCCCGCUUCGACAGGAAGUACCUUUUCCCGGACCCCAACGUCGACCAGCGUGAAGCCUACUGCCGCUUCUGGCAGGCCAAGCUCAAGAGCAACAAGGAGAUUGAGUUCCCGGACCGCCUGUGCCGCGCCAUUGCCGAGAUCACGGACAAGUUCAGCUUUGCGUACAUCCAGGAGGCGUUUGUCGCGGCGCUGCUGGCGCUGGCGCGGAGGGGCAGCGGGGCCGGCGAGAGGCGGACGAGCGGGGGCAUCGGCUGAUGCGUGGAUCGUGGUGAGUGAUGACGCGGGCGACGGGCUCGACAAGUUGGUGCUCUGGGUCGAGAUCCAGAAGCAGAUUGAGAUUCU